Aureobasidium subglaciale EXF-2481 is the source of this 708-nucleotide messenger RNA. RefSeq lists its product as uncharacterized. Bases 1 to 708 code for a protein of 235 amino acids. The transcript has a single exon. Lineage: Eukaryota; Fungi; Ascomycota; Dothideomycetes; Dothideales; Saccotheciaceae. The record is from RefSeq and is a predicted model, not a curated record.
AUGUUCUUCCCUUCUUCUGCCAUUGUGGCCCCCUUGCUCUUUGUCACUCCCAUGGCUACCCUCGUUGACACAACUUACUCAACUGUCCUCUCGUUCGACAUGAUGGACAUAGACCACAGCUUUACGCCUCAUGGUAUCAAACACAAGCUCAACGACCUCUACAUGAGCGUCGACACUGCUCCUUCAAAGUGCGCCAAACUUGAACCCGUCACACUCAACACUGCCGAUCAAGCUACCUCCAAGACGUACGAAAAGCACAUCAUGCGCGACUGGCUCGAUCUGCUUCACCUGACUCCUGCAAACCAUGUCCACCUCGUCGACUCAUGCAGAGAGUUCGCCAUGGAGAGCAUCUUCUACCGCUCCAACCACAAUUCCUACUCUUUCGAUUUUGCUCUGCUACAACACAGCGCUGGAACUGCCGUCACCGCCGUCAGCAAGUCACCAUCGCAAGAUCAAAACAUACACAUCUUCCAAAGAGUGGACUGUCAGAUCAUCCAUAACACCUUCGGACUGCGCCACAAGAAGACUAUGCCUCGAGCCAUAUCCAGAAUCAAUGCCGUCGACAUGGACUUCCACAUCACACAAGCAGCACCGGCCCCUGCUGCCUCCCUCGACCACGACAUCAAUAUGAUUGUCAUUGCUCCCGCCCCUGAGUCCAUCCCCCCAGCAAAUGGACCUUGCUACCCCAUAAGCCUCUCUAGUCUAUGA